This is a messenger RNA of Didymella exigua CBS 183.55, 2472 nucleotides long. Its product is annotated as glycoside hydrolase family 47 protein. The transcript is spliced from 3 exons. Gene Ontology annotation, molecular function: mannosyl-oligosaccharide 1,2-alpha-mannosidase activity; calcium ion binding. Gene Ontology annotation, biological process: N-glycan processing; carbohydrate metabolic process. The record is from RefSeq and is a predicted model, not a curated record. Gene Ontology annotation, cellular component: endoplasmic reticulum; Golgi membrane. Bases 1 to 2472 code for a protein of 823 amino acids. Lineage: Eukaryota; Fungi; Ascomycota; Dothideomycetes; Pleosporales; Didymellaceae.
AUGUCAACACGUGAACCCCCAAUAGUCCUCCCCGCAACAUCACCAGCAUCCUCUCCUUCUCAAUCUGCGGUCAUCGUAUUCAUCCACGGCUUCGGCGAUACAGCAGAAGGUCCUUCUUCCGUCGCUGAGCAGUUCCAGCGCGCUGACAAGCUGCCUUACGCCUCUUGGACCAUCCCAAACGCGAUCGAGGAGCGUGAUUUGGGUGCCACUGCAUGGUACAUGCCGACUAGACUUUCGCCAUACCCGCCUUCGCGACCAGAACUCGAAGACGAUGAAGACGAAGAUGGGAUGCUUAGGAGCGUGAGGUACAUUACAGGACUGAUAGAUGAGCUGGUUGCGCAAGGGGUUCCAGAGAAGAGGAUAGUGUUGGCGGGCUUCUCACAGGGCCAUGUCAUGACGCUACUCACGGGAUUGAUAUCGAAGCACGCAGGCAAGCUGGGUGGUUUGGUUGGGCUGAGUGGCUACAUGGCAAUUUCAGACCGAGUGCCGGCGCUGAGAGAGGAGGCUGGACUACCGAAGGAUGUGGAAGACAACAUCGAGAUAUUUCUGGCAAGGGGCACCGGCGACAGGCUCGUGCCGAAGCGCUAUCAUCGCCUGUGUUGUGAGGCGCUGGUCAAGUUUGGUGUCAAGGAGGAGGUGUUGACCAUCAAAGAGUAUGAGGGCAUGGGCCACGUCAUGGGUGCCUCAGAGCUGAGAGACCUGUCUGCCGUCUUCGUAUACAUGCUGUACGAAUUCAGCUUCCCAUACGAAACCAGCGAUCCCAAUGCGAAAGCGAAUCACCCCACAAACGAUGGCGAAGCUCAGCAGCCCAAGCAGCAACAGCAACGUCCCGACUACAAGUCCAUCAACUGGUCGAGAAAACCCAUACAGCACCCUGUAAAGAGCUUCAUCCAGCUACCCACAGGAACGCCAUUGAAGCUUCCCAGGAUACAGUUCGAUUUCAAAAAGGAAGACCCCACGGCGAAGAAUAUACGUGAGAAGCGGAAGGAGGAGGUUAGGAAGCAGUUUUUGAAAUGCUGGACAUCAUAUCGCCAGAUGGCCUGGAUGCACGACGAGCUGAAACCCAUCAGCGGCGAAGUCAAUGAUCAUUUUGGAGGCUGGGCUGCUACGCUCAUUGACGCUUUGGAUACACUCUGGAUCAUGGGCUUCAAGGAGGAGUUCGAGUCUGCCAUCAAAGAUGUGGAGCAGAUCGAUUUUGGCUAUACUGCGCUUAGCCAGGUCAAUGUGUUCGAGACAAAUAUCCGUCACCUGGGUGGCCUGCUCGCAGCGUAUGAGUUGAGCGGAGAGAACAGGCUCCUCAACAAGGCGAAGGAGGUUGGCGAGAUGUUGUACCACGCGUUUGACACACCCAACCGCAUGCCUGUCACGAGAUGGGACUUCCGUGCUGCAGGUGAAGGCAAGCAGCAACUCGCAGACCCGCAAGUUCUGCUUGCAGAAAUUGGCUCGAUGACGAUGGAGUUCACACGUCUCUCCCAGCUUACCGGUGACCCUAAAUGGUAUGAUGCCGUUACUCGUGUCUCGAAAGAGCUCGAGAAGCAGCAGGAUAAUACUCAUCUGCCGGGCAUGUGGCCGAUUGUCGUCAACGGGAGGAAGCUUGACUUCACUGAGGACAAUACAUUUACGUUGUCAUCAAUGGCCGACUCUACCUACGAGUAUCUAGGGAAAAUGCACGCUCUGCUAGGUGGCCAGGAUCCUAUUUACAAGAAGAUGUACGAAAAGGCCAUGGCGGCCGCGAUCAAACACGUUCUGUAUCGCCCUAUGACGUCCGACGACUCCGACAUGCUUGCUUCAGGUGCCGCUCGUGUGGAAGGAUCGACAGUCUUUUUGGAUCCGGAGCUGCAACAUCUGGGCUGUUACACUGGUGGCAUGUUCGCCAUUGGAGGCAAGCUGUUCGACAACAACGAGCAUGUUACCAUUGGGCGGAAGCUUGCUGAUACAUGUGUCUGGGCGUACAAGAGCAAUCCUGCGGGCAUCAUGCCCGAAGUCUCCCAUCUCGUCAAGUGUGCAAACACAACCGCAUGCCACUGGGACGACAGGGCGUGGCAUGCCGAAGUUACAGCGAGAGCUGAUCUUCAGAGAGAAGCAGAUCCAUUGAGGAACAUUGCAGGCCUUAGACUGCCCCUUGGGUUCUCGUCGAUCGAAGACCGCCGGUAUAUCCUCCGACCUGAGGCUAUCGAGAGCGUAUUCAUUCUGUACCGUAUCACCGGCGAGCAGUCGUGGCAAGCUGCAGGUUGGGACAUGUGGACUUCAAUCAUGAGGGUCACGGACACGGACAUUGGUAACGCCGCUCUGCUUGAUAUUUCAGCAGACACACCACCCAUGACAGAUUCCAUGGAGAGCUUCUGGAUGGCAGAGACCCUCAAGUACUUCUUCCUCUUAUUCAGCGACCCAAGCUCGAUCAGCUUGGAUGAGUAUGUUUUCAACACUGAAGCACACCCGUUCAAGCUCCCCGAGGCCAAGGCUAAGGCAUAA